CUUUCACAGUUUCCUCUUUCAAUCCCCGCACACGAUUACUCCUCCUAUAAAUACACAUUUACAUACACAAAUAAAUCUCCACACUAAUCGCUAGAAGCUUCUUCUCACGCAUUUCUUCGUUGAUCCAGGUUGGAGGAGCGCGCAGCUGAGCGUGCGCCGUCUGUCUUAAUCUAAAGAAGAUCGCUGAAUUCGUUUCUGUUUCUGUUCCCUCUUGGCUCGAGAUCCGAGCCAAAGACGGAGUGUUUUGUAGCUACUUGGAGCUUCUCCGUCGAACAUACAGCUUCUCAAUAGGGUUUGUCAGUGAGCAACUGCGAAUGGCGUCAGGUGAGGGAUUUCUGACGGAGGAACAGCGAGAGAUUAUGAAAAUCGCGACUCAGAAUGCGGAGGUCCUUUCCUCUUCGCCGAAGUCUUCAUCUGGAUUGCUGUCUGAACAUCACGUGAAAGCUCCUGUUGGCGGUAAGGCGUCAACUGCUGGGAUUGCGGUCAGACACGUAAGGCGUUCGCACUCGGGAAAAUAUAUAAAAGUUAAGAAAGAUGGAGGUGGUGGUAAAGGCACCUGGGGGAAGCUACUUGACACUGGUGGGGAGGCUCACAUUGAUAGAAAUGAUCCCAACUAUGAUAGUGGAGGAACCUUAUGAGCUUGUUGGAUCUGUUGUUUCUGAUCCAUUGGAUGAGUACAAGAAAUCAGUGGUGUCUCUUGUUGAGGAAUACUUUAGCACCGGUGAUGUGGAUGUUGCAGCAUCUGAUCUGAGAGAACUAGGUUCGGUUGAAUAUCACCCCUACUUCAUCAAGCGUCUUGUCUCCAUGGCAAUGGAUAGGCAUGACAAGGAAAAAGAGAUGGCUUCUGUCUUGCUCUCGGCCCUUUAUGCUGAUGUCAUCAGCUCGGCCCAGAUAAGCCGAGGAUUCUUUAUGCUUCUCGAGUCUACCGAUGACCUGGCAGUGGACAUACUAGAUGCUGUUGAUAUCCUUGCUCUGUUCAUAGCUAGGGCUGUGGUGGAUGACAUCCUCCCUCCAGCUUUCAUCGCAAGGGCAAGGAAAAUGCUUCCGGAAGCCUCCAAGGGAUAUCAAGUGUUGCAAACGGCUGAGAAGAGCUAUCUCUUGGCACCCCACCAUGCCGAACUUGUGGAGAGGCGGUGGGGAGGCAGUACUCAUCUCACUGUUGAGGAGGUGAAGAAAAAGAUUGCUGAACUCUUACGUGAAUACAUUGAGAGCGGAGACACCAAUGAGGCUUGCAGAUGCAUUCGGCAACUAGGAGUUUCGUUUUUCCACCAUGAGGUUGUGAAGAGAGCUUUAGUCUUGGCCAUGGAGAUCCGCACUGCGGAGUUCAUCAUCAUGAAACUUCUGAAGGAGGCUGCAGAAGAAGGCUUGAUAAGUUCAAGCCAAAUGCUGAAGGGUUUCUCACGUUUAUCCGAAUGUCUAGACGAUCUCGCUCUAGAUAUACCUUCUGCAAAAACACUGUUUCAAUCCAUUGUCCACCAAGCAAUCUCUGAAGCAUGGCUUGAUUCCUCUUUCCUCAAAUCUUUGUCAAAUGAAGACGGGAAGGUCCAUGAUGCAGACUAUGAAAGGAUGAGGAGAUACAAGGAGCAAUUCGUCAACAUAAUUCAUGAAUAUUUCCUCUCUGACGACAUCCCGGAAUUGAUCCGGAGCCUGGAGGAUCUCAAUGUGCCGGAAUACAACCCAAUCUUUCUGAAGAGGCUGGUUACCCUUGCAAUGGAUAGAAAGAACAAAGAGAAAGAAAUGGCAUCCGUUCUGUUAUCCGCUCUUCACAUUGAGCUCUUCUCAACAGAAGACAUAGUCAACGGUUUUGUGAUGCUUCUGGAAUCUGCAGAUGACACCGCCCUCGACAUCUUAGACGCAUCGAAUGAGUUGGCCCUUUUCCUGGCGAGGGCGGUGGUCGAUGAUGUCCUUGCUCCGCUGAAUUUGGAAGAGAUCAGCGGCAGGUUGGAGCUGAACAGCAGCGGGAGCGAGACGGUCCGCAUGGCUCAAUCUCUGAUCUCUGCACGCCAUGCAGGGGAGAGGAUCCUGAGGUGUUGGGGAGGCGGGACCGGUUGGGCUGUGGAGGACGCUAAGGACAAGAUCAUGAAGCUCCUUGAGGAGUUUGAAAGCGGCGGUGUAAUUAGCGAGGCUUGUCAAUGCAUACGCGAUCUGGACAUGCCCUUCUUUAACCACGAGGUGGUCAAGAAAACUUUGGUUAUGGCUAUGGAGAAGAAGAAUGAUGGGAUGUUGGAUCUGCUACAGGCGUGCUUUGAUGAGGGUCUGAUCACCAUCAAUCAGAUGACAAAGGGAUAUGGGAGGAUCAAGGAUGGGCUGGAUGAUCUGGCACUGGACAUUCCUAACGCGAAGGAGAAGUUUGAGUUUUACGUGAGCAGUGCCAAAGGAAGAGGCUGGCUCUUGCCUGCCUUCUGAUGGUAAAUAUCACGUCUCCUCGAUAUUUGUCUGUUGUAAUGUGUGCUAGCCUCUGCCUAAUGUGUUUUUGUUGUUGUUGUUCCAUAUGGAAGUUGCUCUGCACCCCCCCCCCCCCCCUUCUGCAUCCGAUUCGCUGGUGGGAUGAAUGCAGUUGGCUUCCUUCUCUUCCAUUCCAGUGUUUUUUUAUCUGAUGGAGACUUCAUAGAUGUAGAAAAGAAGUACGGACUUGUUGUUCCUUCAUUCCUUCUUUUGGGACAUUUCCUAUGGGAGGAGGCAUCACAGUACUUUUCUUUGUUCUCGUGCAUAUGGAUUAGCUCUAGUGAGACAUGGGCUCUCAUUUCUUUCGCAAUGACCUUUUGGUGUCUUUACUUCUUCUCUGCCGUGUGUGAUGACAACUACUGGUUUACCCCCCCUCCCCCGCUCAAUAAUCUGUUUGUUCAUGGCUAUUGAAUGCGCGUUGGAGAUAUAGGUUUUUAUACACGUAGGGGUGGACUCGGGUCCGGGUUGGGCUUAGGCCCGGGCGGGCCGGCGGUUCAGGAGUGGUGGACCCGAGACCGGCCCGGCUAACCAUUGGGUCCGGGUCGGGUCCAUUAUCAAUUUUUUUCCCCUCUUCCUAAUUAACCCCCUCCCACCCCCAACCCCCCAAAUCACCCCCAAAUGGCCCAAAAUACCCAGCCCAACCCGAAAAUUGAAAAAAAUUGAAAAAAAAUCAAUUUUGGCCCGAACCGGGCUCGGGCCUGGCCGGGUCGGGCCUUGUUUUGGGUGACCUGAGCCCGGACCGGAAAACCCACGGGUCGGGCCUACCCGGACCGGUCAUUGACCGGGCCAUCGGGUUGGGCCGGGCCGGAACAGUACUGGUCCCAGGCCGGUUCCGGGUCGGGCCACCCGGCCCGAGUCCAUCCGUAUAUACACGUGCUCUUUUUCGUUAGCGG
Molecule: messenger RNA, 3338 nt
Organism: Cuscuta europaea
Lineage: Eukaryota; Viridiplantae; Streptophyta; Magnoliopsida; Solanales; Convolvulaceae
Source: the annotation of a GenBank genome assembly